UUGUAUUAUGUGUGACUGAAAAUAAAAUUGGGGUUAUGAGUUUGCAAGUUUAGGGUUUCUUCUGGUUCUUAAUUUUUGACGAACGUAGGGAGAGAAAGAUGUUGAUUUUGUUUUGUUUGGUGGGUUGGGUAUGAAGAUUGGUGUGGAUUUCGAACCAAAAAAAAAAGAAAAAAGAAAAUAUAGGUGUGGGUGCGUGUGGGAGAGAUUGAGCGAGUUGUCCUCGUAAGUCAUUUUACAAAGAAGUAGAUUUAUCUUUAAAAUUUUAAAAAUAGAAUGAGUGAAAAAAUAAAGCAGGUGGGGGAAAAUACUUCACACGUGACCGACCUAACUUCGCUUUUUUAUUUUUUAUUUUCUUUUGAGAGGGAACUAGGCAAGGUUGGCAUUUGGGUCCCGUGAAAGAAACGAAUAAUAAUGAUACAACCUUGCAUCAUCAACUUGACUUGAUAUUUAUGUAUCACUUCACGGGGACUCUGCCAAGCAACGAAGGAGCGUGGAAGCAACCCAUAAAUUGAUUAACUGCAAAUUUUAAUAUUUCUGUGUACCUUUCUGACUUAAACUACCCUUUCUUUAAGGUUUGGCCCUCUCCAAACGAGUAUCACAUGGAGACCCAUGAGAGCAAGAAGAGGAAGAUGAUCAUUAGCAAUGACGUUGAUGCUGCUGCUGCUGAAGCUGAUGAUGAAGAAGAGAAGAUUGAGAAGUUCUUUGCUCUUAUCAACAACGUCCGGGAAGCUCGUCACCGAUUGAUGAAUGGUUCGAAUGUAAUAUUGAAACGGGAAGAAAUUAAUGACAACAGAUCAAACAAGAAGAAGAAGAAAAAAGUGGAGGAAGAGGAAGAGAAGGUCAUAGCUGACGUUUGGAAGCCAUCAUUUCAACCUGAAGAUUUAAUUGAAGAAGAGGCUCGUCAUGAGUUCAAAAUCCCACACGUGAUAUCUGGGAUUAGCACUACUAAUAAUGCUCAAAGCAGAGGCUGCUGUAACACAGAAAUUUGUAAACAAGGUAAUAAUUUAGAUCUCAGGCUGUCUCUGUAACUGUUCAUUGGGUGUAACAUAUAUAUAUAUAUAUAUAUAUAUAUAUACAGAGAGUUUCCAUUGAGGCAUCCCUCAAAUAAGC
Messenger RNA from Prunus persica (peach), 1110 nucleotides. RefSeq lists its product as uncharacterized. Gene Ontology annotation, biological process: regulation of systemic acquired resistance. NCBI's taxonomy places the organism in Eukaryota, Viridiplantae, Streptophyta, Magnoliopsida, Rosales, Rosaceae. The transcript has a single exon. The coding region runs from base 600 to 1028 and encodes 142 amino acids. The record is from RefSeq and is a predicted model, not a curated record.